CUGAAACACACCCCUCUUGAGCUCUUCCUUUGAUAUCGAGGUGAAUGUUACAGGUAGGGCUAAAUCAACCACACACCUCAUACCUACAACGCUACGACUCGUUCGAGCGUAUUCCUCAACCUUUCCUCGGCGAGAAUGCGCACAUCGAUAAGAGCACUUUCGAUUCCGUAUCACUUCAUUCCCUUUCCAUUCACAUGUCUCCCAUUCCUACACCAUUCAAUCCCGGCGACUUGGGGGGCAAGAUCGUGGGUGCCGCUAACACUGCCGCGUCCGCCGUGACUUCCGUGGCACCCGUCGUGACCUCGGUCGCUCCUCAAGCGACCAAGAUCGCCGGCGAUGCAGCUCCUGUACUCGCCGAUGUCGCCAAAAAUGCUGCAGGAGGUUUCGAUCUGGAAAAGAUGGCCAAAGAAAUGGCGAUGCUGAAGUUCAAAGAAUACCUUGAACUCGCCAAGAAUUAUGUCAGAGAGGUUUGGAAGUCCAACAGGGGGCUCUUACAAUUCAUUAUGCUGGUGCUCAUUGUGUUGCUUUGGAGACAGCUAUCUCGCUGGGUCGCUCAGCUAUGUGGUCAAUGGGUAUUCUACCGUAAUCGGAAACAAGGCAAAAAAUGGUUGCGACAACUAGUCCCGCCUCUCCCUAAGGACGAAUGGGAUGAAAUGAAACGCAAGGAGAGAGAGCUAGCAAGCAGAGAUAUAUCGGCACAGAGGAUGGCGAGAGUCAACAAGCUCUUUCAAGAGACUCCAAUUCCCGACUUCGAUCUCUGCCGAUCUAGUAGGCUUCGCACGGACCUCGAAAAAGUUUGCCGUUUCAAAGGCUCCAUCUUGAAGUGGGCACUCAAAUGGAUCUUAUACUAUAUCGGCCUGUGGUGGAUCGCGGAUUUCCGAGCGGAUAAAGACCGAUACAAGAGUAUAUUCGACAAGGCGGUCAAAGAGCGGGAACAACAGAAUGAGAAGACCGGGUAGAUGGAUGAAUGACCCAUGUCUGCACCUGUGGCGCUAGGCCGUGAGGUCGUAUGGCUUAUCGAAUUAGAAUACGGACCCUAUGGGCCACUUUUUCAUGAUCGGCUCAUCCAAUUCAUCUCCUCGCCCAUCCCUCGCUUGUAACCUAAGUACGCCUGCCCAAGCGAUCAUGGCUGCAUUAUCGGUGCAAAGUGCGACCUAGAACGACGUUUUCAGCAGCAUGAUCAUGCCAUCAGGCCCGUUGCCAAACUUACGGGCGGAAAGUACAGUGGCAAGCCAGUGCCCGGGCUCCGCUCAGCCAAUGUCU
This is a messenger RNA of Filobasidium floriforme, 1263 nucleotides long. RefSeq lists its product as uncharacterized. Bases 45 to 959 code for a protein of 304 amino acids. The transcript has 5 exons. The record is from RefSeq and is a predicted model, not a curated record. NCBI's taxonomy places the organism in Eukaryota, Fungi, Basidiomycota, Tremellomycetes, Filobasidiales, Filobasidiaceae.